Molecule: messenger RNA, 1915 nt
Organism: Paramacrobiotus metropolitanus
Lineage: Eukaryota; Metazoa; Tardigrada; Eutardigrada; Parachela; Macrobiotidae
Product: TGF-beta-activated kinase 1 and MAP3K7-binding protein 1-like
Exons: 8
Coding region: 286-1653 (455 amino acids)
Biological process (GO): protein dephosphorylation
Molecular function (GO): protein serine/threonine phosphatase activity
Source: RefSeq, a predicted model, not a curated record
AACACACGAACAUGAGUGAUCAAGCGUGAAAUUGGUCGUUUUCUAGUUUUCGGAUUUUUAGUCAUCCUGGAUGCUGGUUGUAGAAAUAUUUUGAUAUAAUAAGAUACUUUCUGGAUAUGUUUCGCAAAAACAUCGGAUACUGGAUGGCUGGAUUACUGGGCUGAAAAUCUCCGCGCGUGUAUCGUUAGCGACCACGUGCGCACUAAAUCCGACUUCACUUUUUAUUUUUGUUGAUUUCUGAUCCCAUUUUUUGUCUGCUCCUCGUCUGCGUGGAUUGCCCGGCAUAUGCGCUUCCGUACGGAGCUGCUGGUACCGCCGAUGCAUACGGCGGUGGCUGACGGCCGCCAGAUGAGGGAUAUGGAUGGACGGAGCGUCAUCGAUAUCAAGUGGUCGGAGGAGGCCGGGGUAGGAUGCACCCGCAAGUGUCUGUACCGCGGGGAUGGCGCGCAUUUUACCAUGGAGGACGGUGUGGAUGAGGAUCGCGUUAUCAGCUAUCGAGUGAACGAUAUCCACCUGUACAGCAUCUUCGACGGACAUGACGGAUCGAAGGCAUCCCAGUUCGCUGCCCAGCAGUUUCCUCUUGAGCUUCUUCUCGGCCAGCUCGAAGGGCCCAUCGACGACGAAGAGGUGCGCAACGUCGUCAGCAAUGCCUUCCUAAUGGUGGAGGAGAAGUUCUUUGACAGUCUGGAGGAGAGCGCCAGUCCGCCCUACAACGCCACCGGUCCCUUCAGUCCCAAGACGCGGCCGGGCAAGAACGACACGGUGGUGCCGAAUCCCAUGGCCGGGGGGACGACGGCCGUCAUGGCCAUCUACUGCCAUGGGAAACUGUAUUUUGCACAUUGUGGCGAUACGGUGGCGGUGCUGUGUUACCUAAAGCCGAAUGGGGAGCUGACGGCGCGGACCGUGGGAAUUCAGCAUAACAUCGAUAGUGACGAUGAGGCACUGCGUUUGAGCUUGCUGGGACUGGAUGUGAAUGAACUGAAACAGCGACAGCCCCUCAAACUGACACGCUGCAUCGGCAAUUAUGCCCUGAAGAAACAGUAUCAGACCUUUGACAUUUUACGACCGGCAGUAAAUUCCCCGAUAAUUUGCGACCCGGAAAUUAUUGGUGGAUUACCGAUCAAUGCAAAUUAUCGCGGAUUCAUUUAUCUCAUGUCAAGUGGACUGUACAAAUCGUGGUAUGAAUGUUCUGGAUCCGAAAAUGUUGAGGAGGAUAUUGCCAAAAUGAUUGCCACGCAGCUCUGUUCCGACAAAUCAUUGCACGACGUUGCUCAAGCUGUUCUAGAAGAAGUUUGCAGCCGGCAUGCCGCCGCGUACGCCGCCGGCAAGGACUUUUUCCGUCGCGAGGAGAUGACCCUGUUGAUCCGCAACUUCGGUCUGGACCGCAGCGACGUACAGCCCAGCACGCCGCCGCCGCGGAUUGCCAGUGAUCUGGGCUUUCCCUCCGCGGCCCUCUUCAAUCCCGGUCUGCGCCGUUCCGCCUCCGAGCAGCUGACAGAGACGGUGGAGACCGACGCCGACAGCCUGUCGCCGCCGAUCCUUCGCCCCGCCGAACUGGACGCCGAGGGCUUCGAGUACAUUGAUCCGUAUGUGGAUUUUGCCGAGUUGGCGUCGGUGGAUACGGAUUUCGAGUGGACGGACAGUGAUGAAUGAACGCAGAAUGAAUUUCUGUUUGCGAAACGCUGUUUUUCCCGGUGAACUGUGUGGUUUUCUCGAGUGUCUUCCCGGUGUUCUGGUAGAAUCUGUCCGGUUUUUUAUUGGUCUGAUUGUGAGGAUGGAUUGAAUCUGCUUUUUUUGAAUCGUCGCGCUGUAUCCAGGUUUACGGUUGAUAGUUCAGGGAUACUGCCGUGUCGAUCGGUUUUACGUGUUUUGUGCAGUGUUCCUCGUGUUCUGUGCCAUAAAAGUCAGUCAUUUA